Messenger RNA from Styela clava, 1168 nucleotides. RefSeq lists its product as uncharacterized. The record is from RefSeq and is a predicted model, not a curated record. Gene Ontology annotation, biological process: regulation of transcription by RNA polymerase II. Gene Ontology annotation, molecular function: DNA-binding transcription factor activity, RNA polymerase II-specific; RNA polymerase II cis-regulatory region sequence-specific DNA binding. Lineage: Eukaryota; Metazoa; Chordata; Ascidiacea; Stolidobranchia; Styelidae. Gene Ontology annotation, cellular component: nucleus.
AGCUAAUACCAUAUAAACAUACCAGUCAUUCUACAACAUUUCAUUCACAAUACUAAGCGAUACCAAGAUAUACAAAAUGAUUUCUUACCGCCAUCCUUACCUAGCUGUCUCGAAUGCUCAAUGGACGCCAUUUCUUCGUCUCAAUUACGCAGGAAGUCCGGAUUCAGAAGAUAUUAUAACAAAAAAGAGAAAAUUUUCAUCUGAUGAAAAUUCGGGUUUUAAGAAAGUUACAAUUGUAAAUCAGGAGACACAAGAUACAAAAAUUCUAGACACUUCAGAGUCGCCCGAACAAGUGGCAAAAUUUAAUAACCGACAAAGAAAAGCAAAAACUCUUUUCACUAUCGACGCAUUACUGGGACAUUCGAACGAAAGCCCAAGCAAAAAGAGAAAACUAGAGCUUACACAGUCAACAAAAACCAAAAAUGAUUCAUUCGAUUCUGGUUUUGCAUCGUCUGAAGAAAACGAUGAAUCGAUUAUUGCAUGUACUGAUGCAAAUGAUAGUGGAAUUUGUGUCAGUGAAUCACGAGAAGAAUAUGGACAAAUUCAUUCCGUGCCAACAGACUUACCUCAACCCAAAGUAAGAAACAAUCGACAAUUACCGCAUCCAGAAUACUACAGUCGUAUAUAUAUUCCUAUCAAUGAUGUAUAUUAUUUAUAUUCUGGUUUAAACAAAAUUGUGCAGCAGAAUUGGAUGAAUCACAGCCAACAUGCGAUAUCGUAUGCACCGAUUGAGACUACAGCUUUUGUUGGUCAAGGCAAUACUCAGUCGAAAAUGUAUUCACAUUUAUCGAAACACAGACCUCAAAGAACAGAAAAGGCUAAAAGAACAAGAACUACAUUCACUCAGAAACAAUUAGAACGUUUGGAAACUGAGUUCAACAAUCAACAAUACAUGGUCGGAAUUGAAAGACGAAUACUUGCUAAAAACCUCAGACUCACAGAUGCGCAAGUAAAAGUUUGGUUUCAAAAUAGAAGAAUCAGAUAUAGGAAUGAGAAGAAGCGCGAACCCCAAGAAGAAGAAAACAACAAAUUGGACAUUCACAAACGCGAAGCGAUCGGAAAAUGUUAGGAUUUCUUAUGAUCACAGAUUUAAGUUCCAUAGUUUCUUAGAGGUUGUCUUUGUAAUAUUUGUUCAUCAAAUGUUUCAUGAAAUAAAGUUUCUAAUAAA